AUGACUCUGAAAAUCAUUCUCACCGGCCUCCUGGCCAUGGCCACAACUGCCCUCACCCAGUCCAUCACACCCCCCGAGGGUUGUCCCCUUCCCACCUGGACGGUCAACAACUUCCACUGGUACAACGGCUCCCACAGCUUAGACUGCGUGCACAACCAAGCCGACAUCAACGCCAUGGGCUGCCUCUGCGGCAACAACUGGUGCGAACCAGUGCAGUCGACCUGCAACGGAUCAUGGGUCCACUACUGCUGGACAGGCAUGCCCAACUACGAGCCCUGGGGCUACGGACCCAAGGAGACGCUCGACAUCGACUUUGAAGAUGGCCUGCAGUGCCAUGACGAGUACAUCGGGUACCGGGUCCACGAUAUCGGCAACGGAGCGAGCAACUGCGGCUACAGCGACCGGGGCCUGGGACGGAUUGUCUCGUUCUACGGCAGCUCGAAUGAAGAGCAGUCCGUGGGACGGAUGGAUUACGUGCUUGGGGAUGGGCAUGCAUUGACCUGUGUGAAUGGGAGUAAGAUUACCUAUUCGGGAUCAACCGAGUUUGAGGUGAACUGUGUGCAUGAUUCUUUCUUCAAUGCGACAUGUACGGCGGAGACAUUCACGGUCCCUGUUUUGAAUUACCAAUGGGUGUCUUGA
This is a messenger RNA of Aspergillus clavatus NRRL 1, 639 nucleotides long. RefSeq lists its product as uncharacterized. Lineage: Eukaryota; Fungi; Ascomycota; Eurotiomycetes; Eurotiales; Aspergillaceae. The record is from RefSeq and is a predicted model, not a curated record. The transcript has a single exon. Bases 1 to 639 code for a protein of 212 amino acids.